Molecule: messenger RNA, 2323 nt
Organism: Gambusia affinis (western mosquitofish)
Lineage: Eukaryota; Metazoa; Chordata; Actinopteri; Cyprinodontiformes; Poeciliidae
Gene: pgm5
Product: phosphoglucomutase 5
Exons: 11
Coding region: 293-1996 (567 amino acids)
Biological process (GO): carbohydrate metabolic process; striated muscle tissue development; myofibril assembly
Cellular component (GO): adherens junction; sarcolemma; cell-substrate junction
Molecular function (GO): magnesium ion binding; phosphoglucomutase activity
Source: RefSeq, a predicted model, not a curated record
CUCUCCUCUUGUCGUCAGUUGUUCAUUCUUAUUAGGAAAAGAGGGAGCUUUGCUGUUGGGCUCAGUCAGGAUAGAGGGAUGCUCCUCUCUUGGCUUUAGUUGUCAAGGUGAAAAUAAACUUUUUCGGUCUCCUCCUCAGCUGUAAGCAGCCACUUGGACUCCACAAUUUUUUUGCUUUCCAACUUCAUUAUUAUUAUUAUUUUUUUUUUUUCCUAAUUUUUUACUUCGUAAUCGGUUAUUCCGAGCUGCCUGCUACAGCCCCGCUGGGUCGCGAUAGAAAACAAGAAGGAGGAUGGAGACGAGCCCCAUCCCGGUGGUGACGGUCCAAACCGCCCCCUUUGAGGACCAGCGGCCCGGCACCAACGGGCUGCGGAGGAAGACUGCGGUGUUUGAGGGAAAGAAGAACUACCUGCAGAACUACAUCCAGAGCCUCCUGUCCUCCAUCGACCUGCGGGACAGACAGGGCUGCACCAUGGUGGUGGGCAGCGACGGCCGCUACUUCAGCCGGGCUGCCAUCGAGGUGAUAGUGCAGAUGGCAGCUGCCAAUGGGAUUGGUCGUCUGGUAAUCGGUCUCAAUGGCCUUCUUUCCACUCCUGCCGUGUCAUGCAUCAUAAGGAAAAUCAAGGCAAUUGGUGGAAUUAUCCUCACGGCGAGCCACAACCCCGGAGGUCCUGGCGGAGACUUUGGAAUUAAGUUCAACGUGGCUAACGGAGGGCCGUCUACUGACACGGUGAUGGAGAGAAUCUCUCAGGUGAGCCGGACUCUGGAGGAGUAUGCCAUCUGCCCAGAUCUGCGCAUUGAUCUCUCAAGGCUUGGAAGACAAGAGUUUGAUCUUGAGAACAAGUUCAAACCUUUUAGAGUGGAGAUCGUAGACUCAGUUGAAGUCUACCUACAAAUGCUGCGAAACAUCUUUGACUUCUCUGCCAUUAAAAGUCUCCUCACAGGACCAGAUCAGCUGAAGAUACACAUAGAUGCCAUGAAUGGAGUGAUGGGUCCCUAUGUAAGAAGGAUUCUGUGUGACGAGCUCGGGGCACCGGCCAAUUCUGCUGUCAACUGCGUCCCCCUAGAGGACUUUGGUGGUCGACCACCGGAGCCUAACCUGACCUACGCCACCUCUCUGGUAGAUGCUAUGAAAGGGGGCGAGUUUGGAUUUGGAGCGGCGUUUGAUGCAGAUGGGGACCGGUACACGAUCCUCGGAGAAAAUGGCUUCUUUGUGAACCCUUCGGACUCGGUUGCAGUCAUAGCUGCGAACCUCUCCACCAUCCCUUAUUUCAGACAACAUGGCACCAGGGGCUUUGCUAGGAGUAUGGCCACCAGCACAGCCCUCGACAGGGUAGCCAAAGCCAUGAAGCUGGCCCUUUAUGAGACUCCCACAGGCUGGAGGUACUAUGGGAACCUGAUGGAUUCUGGGCGCUGUUCCCUAUGUGGGGAGGAGAGCUUUGGAACUGGUUCUGACCACAUUCGUGAGAAAGAUGGCCUGUGGUCAGUGUUGGUAUGGUUGUCCAUCAUAGCAGCCAGGAAACAAGGCGUGGAGCAGGUUGUCAGGGAGCACUGGGCCAGAUUUGGACGCAACUACUUCUGCAGGUUUGACUAUGAAGGCUUGGACCCACGUGCAGCCUUUUACCUGAUGAGGGAUCUGGAGACAGUAAUCUCAGACAAGGCUUUCAGCAAUCAGAAGUUUGCUGUUGGAGAUCAUGUCUACAGCGUGGAGAAGGCAGAGAACUUUGAGUACAUUGACCCAGUGGACGGGACAGUCGCUCGGAACCAGGGUUUAAGGAUCAUCUUCACCGACUCUUCCCGCCUUGUGUUUCGGAUGAGCGGCAGCGGUGGAGGGACGGGUGCCACCAUACGCAUUUAUGCUGAGAGCUUUGAGAGAGACCCUGAGAGACACAGCAGAGAGACCCAGGUGGUGCUGGGUCCUCUCAUUGCCAUCGCCCUGAAGCUCUCCAACAUUCAUGAGAGGACAGGACGGCGCGGCCCAAACGUCAUCACAUGAGUUAAAAGAGAAUGAGGGAGAUACACACGCACCUACACACACCCACACACACGCACACACCCAUUAUUUGCAUCUAUUAUGCCCACACUGAUAAAUUAUACUUAUUUCUGCAGCUUCACUUUGCUUGAAACAGCUAUUAACCCGAGAUUUUUUUGUGUGUGUGCUGGAAUUUGUCUCUCAAAGACAAAAAUGUCACAGCUGCACAUCUAUGUUCAUUUUUGUUCACAAUAAAAAGUCAGAUAUUGAUAAACAUGAAGCAAAAUUAAAUAAUGUAGUAGUUACACAGUGGAAGCUAUAAAAGCAAUAAACACAAACUUGACGACAGAA